This is a messenger RNA of Mus pahari (shrew mouse), 3115 nucleotides long. It is a transcript of the gene Rcsd1, whose product is annotated as RCSD domain containing 1. The transcript has 7 exons. Gene Ontology annotation, biological process: protein localization to endosome; skeletal muscle contraction; retrograde transport, endosome to Golgi. Gene Ontology annotation, cellular component: WASH complex; early endosome. The coding region runs from base 359 to 1603 and encodes 414 amino acids. Gene Ontology annotation, molecular function: phosphatidylinositol phosphate binding; actin filament binding; retromer complex binding. The record is from RefSeq and is a predicted model, not a curated record. NCBI's taxonomy places the organism in Eukaryota, Metazoa, Chordata, Mammalia, Rodentia, Muridae.
CCUUUCUUGCUUCCAUCAUCUCUGUUCUAGAAUCUGCUUGCAGCUGUGUAGAUAGAAUAAGGGGACUCUUUCUUUGGAAUCCAGAAUCCCUGACUCUUAGAUAAAAGGAUUAUGGGGCGCUUAUCCAUCUCAACUAUGUAAUGAAACGACAGGCUUUUAAGAUAGCUGCUCUUUCCAAGCACCUACCACGCCGCCGAGAAGAUGCAGAAAAUGAAGAUCUGAUAAGAGGCUUUUCUAAAGGAACUCAUCUAGAAAGCACCGAGCUAGAAUCUCACCCUCACCCUCCGCCUGCUUCUGAAGCAGAGGUCUUGCCCCUGUGCUUUGCUGAGUUCAAUGGAACAGAGGCUGCCCUGACUUCAUGUUUUACAAGGAAAGACCCUCAGAGACCAACUCCAAUGUCGACAGCUCAGCGCAGCCUUCAGUGGCCCAGCUGGCUGGGCGCUUUCGGGAGCAUGCAGCUGUGGCCAGGGAGACACCAGCCAGUAAGCCAACAAGAAGGAAACCGCCCUGCUCCCUCCCCCUGUUUCCCCCCAAGGUAGAGCUGGGCCAGAAUGGUGAGAAAUCACCAUCCAGUGCCAGCCACCCACCUAAAAUCAAGGUGAAGAGCUCCCCCCUGAUCGAGAAGCUUCAGGCCAACUUAGCCUUUGACCCGGCAGCUCUUCUACCUGGGGCUUCACCCAAAAGUCCCGGACUCAAGGCCAUCGUAUCACCAUUUCACAGUCCCCCUUCCACACCCAGUAGCCCCGGUAUCCGAUCCCACCCAGGUGAGGCAGAAGUGGUGCCUGUGAGCUUUGACCAGCCUCCGGAAGGGACUCACCUACCCUCUUACAAUAAGGUGCGGACUAGAGGCUCAAUCAAAAGACGUCCUCCCUCGCGGCGAUUCCGAAGGUCUCAGUCGGACUGUGGGGAUUUUAGAGAUUACAGGGCUGUGGAGCCAUCUCAGGAAAACGGUGCCAGGGAAGAGAAUGGGGAUGAUGUGUUUCCUAGCAAGAGCAAGGACCCCGGGUCCCCCCAACCCAACCAGGAGGCUGUGGCAGACGGGGUGGAGGGAACCCCGCCGUCUGCAGAAAAGCCACGAAGGAGGAACACGUGUAACAGCACAGAGAAGCCAGAGGAGUUGGUCGGGACCCCAGAGGAGGCGAAUGCUGGAGAGAAGGCCAGACAGAAUCCAGACACAGCUAGUCAGGGUCAUCCAGAGGUCCAGGCGCCAGCGCAAACCGGCAGCCCGGAGGCUGAGAAUGGGUGCGGAAGCCCACGGGAAGAGACAGCCCCGGGAGAGCUUACAGACACUGGGAAGGCCACUGAAGGGACGGCCUCUGAGGAGAGGGUAGCAGAUGAAGAAGAUAGGCUCGGACAGAAAAACCCAGACGCAAAUAUGCCCGAGGAGGAGGGAGUGGUCAGGGAGAAAGCCCCACAAACCUCUUCUGGAAACGCAGAGGGUACUACUGUCGCGGAGCCGGAUACGAAGCAAAAGGAGGAGGCGCCUCUGGAGCCAAGCUGUAGCCCAGGGGCCGACCAUGCUGCAGGAGAGACCACCAGUGAGAUCCAGAAUGAGAAAGCAGUCUCCAUGGAUGACAUCCCCAUCGAGGAUACCCGAAUGUGAUGAAGGGCUCAGGGUAACAGUGAUGGGGCCACUGGAAACAUCUCCUUGGAAACAGCAGCAGUAAUAGCAGCAGCAGCAGCAGCAGUGCGUGAAGCCACUGCAGAAGCAGAAUACACCGAGCAUCUGGAGACAGCCCAGGAUGCAGGGUGGUUUGUCCCCUGUAGGCUACGCCAACCGUCUCCUCACUGGAGAUGAGAGCGGAGGACAGUAGAGUUUUAUCAACUUGAGUUUGUGUCACCUGACGCAUGACUCAAAGUUAAAUAUAUUUAAAGCAAUUUGGUGUGGUGUCUGCUCCACGGCCUUCCUGUUGACCCCCAUGUCUUCCUACAGCCGACCUCCCAAUUAGGCUCUUGUUGAACUUGUGUAGAGUUACAGCCUUUUUCUAUCGUUCUAACGUUUUUUAUGGUUCUCAGAUGUAACUUAAAGCUAAUUCUCGGUAGAUAAAGAAGGUAGUCUGGUGGCGAAUAAAAUCCCCUAAGUUACAGAGACCUGAAAGCAUGCCAAAGCCCCACCCCGACGACCGUUCUGCUUGCUCCAAAUGGGAAUCAGCUGACCAGUUUCAAAGACUCAAAGAGAUAUUUAUUAAAACAUUUGAAAUCGUGUUCCUGCCUGCUCCAAGGGCAGGAACUUCCCCUGUCCCACACAGCCUGGCUGAUGAGAAUGAGGGGAGGUGAUUGAUCCAUCUCAUCCCAUCCCAAGGAGAGGCAGGAUAUCAGACAUGGUGACUUGUGCUUCAUAACCCCAACCCCCAAGGUGCCACCAUAUGCCUGCCUUGCUCCAAGCAUGGGUUGUUCUCUCCUGGAAGGUUACACUUGAACAGGAAACUGGCUGGCCUCUGGGAGGGGCGCUCAGUGUCCGAAGUACAGCUUACCUUCUGUUGGGAGGGGCGCUCAGUGUCCCUCUUAGCUUCUCUAUGAAGCUUUUGUUUGUUUGCUUUUGUUUUUUUGUUUUUGUUUUAAAUCUCACCAUGUAGACUUCUAUGUAGCCCAGGCUGGUUUUGAACUAGUGAUCCCCCUGACUCUGCCUCUGGAUUGUGGGUAUGCAUCAUUGUGCCUGGCUCUCAGUAAGCAUUCUCAAAUCCAAGUUCAAGUUCUUUUCCUAGACUCAUGAGGCAUGGGUUAGGGUCUUCAGCCUGUCUUCCUCAGGAACUCCUGCUUAGUAUCCUGUCCGGGAAUAAAACAGGGUUUGCAGGCAUGGGGGUUGGUCUGAUAUCCAUUCCUCUGAUCACCCCCUCCCCCCAAUGAACUCCUGCUGAAGAAAUGUUAACGUAAAUAAAUGAUGAAUCUUCCGCGUUGGUUCUUAUUCUGAAUUCAGUAGCUCUGAGUCUCAGGGCGCGCAGAUCUGUAUUCUAAAAGGGAUGGUUUUCCUAUUAGUUCAUUAGAUCACACCAACUCUGCCUUCAGAAAACACUCUCACAGACAAAAGGGCCAAUGUCACAGGUGGUACCACAAUUUCUCAUCCGAGUUACAGGUUUUCUGAUUCCAAGAUAGUUUUAAUAUGUGAGACAUGCUA